CUCAACCGGAGACUUGCCCAUAACUGCAGAUGCAGAUGAGUUUGUCCCUACACCCUUGUGUGAUAGGGAGAUCUUAACACUUUUUGAAAAAAUGAUGGAAGAUAUGAAUUUAAACGAAGACCGAAAGACUCCAUUGAGGGAGAAGGACUUCAAUACCAAAAAAGAGAUGGUGAUGCAAUAUAUUAGCGCCGCUUCCAAAGUGGGAAGUCUCAAGAGCAGUAGACAGAUUACACCACAGGAAUUCUUAUGUGAACUAAAAUCUGGGGCAACCAAUGAAAGGCUUGUUGGUCUUUUAGAAUCGCUUCGUGUGUCAUUGACCAGUAAUCCUGUCAGUUGGGUUGAGAACUUUGGCAAUGAAGGACUUGGAUUAUUAUUGGACAUCUUGGAAAGACUCGUUGAAGCAAAACAACAGGACAAAAUACUGAAGAAAGUACAGCAUAAGAUUAUACAGUGCCUGAAAGCUUUUAUGAAUAACAAGUAUGGUUUGGAAAGAAUAAUGGAUGAACAGAGAAGUCUUUCACUCCUAGCUAAGGCUAUUGAUCCCAAGCAAACCAAUAUGAUGACUGACAUAGUUAAACUUCUUUCUGCAAUAUGUAUUGUUGGAGAGGAAAACAUCCUCGAAAAAAUUUUGGAUGCAUUGACUGCCGCAGCAGAAGAAAGACACAUCAACAGAUUCUGCCCUAUUGUGGAAGGCCUUCAAGGGAAUUCAGCCCAUUUGCAAGUAGCUUGCAUGCAGCUCAUCAAUGCCCUUGUUACAUCACCUGAGGAUUUGGACUUCAGGCUUCACAUUAGAAAUGAAUUUAUGCGCUGUGGAUUGAAAGAGCGAUUGCCACAAUUGAAAUGCAUAAAGAACGAUGCUUUGGAUAUCCAGCUCAAAGUGUUUUGGGAACACAAAGAGGAGGACAUGAUUGAAUUCUCACAUCGUUUAGAAGAUAUUCGAGCAGAGCUAGAUGAAGCAAAUGACGUUUACAACAUGGUGUGGAACACAGUUAAAAAUACAAGUGCAGAAGGCUAUUUUCUGUCUAUACUCCAACAUCUUUUGCUGAUAAGAAAUGACUAUUGUGUACGGCCUCUAUAUUUCAAAUUAAUUGAAGAGUGUGUUUCACAAAUAGUUCUGCAUCGAAGUGGAGUAGAUCCAGAUUUUAGCUACCGUAAGAGAUUGGAUGUAGAUUUCAGUCAUUUGAUGGAUGUUUGUAUUGAUCAACAGAAAAUAGAAGAACUUGAAGAAAGAACUUCAGAAUUAUCAAAGAAGUUUGAAAAUGAAUUUGUAGCGCAUCAAGAGACAAAGGCACAGCUUCAGAAAAUAGAAGAAAAAAUGGGUCAAUUUGAGGCUGAGCGAAGAGCUUAUAAAUGCCAGAAUGGCUCUACAGCUGGAGGUUUAGAUGCCUGUCCCUUGCCAGUCCUUGAAGGACAAGCCUCUUCAUUCCCAUCCAAUGAUGCCUCGUGUCUCAUGCAACCAUCUUCAACCCCUUUUCCUGGAGCUGGGCCACCCCCACCCCCGCCACCUCCCCCAUUGCCACCACCAUUUAUUCAAGAUUCAAGAAAGCCCCCUCCCUUUGGUUGUGCUGUUCUUCCUCCCCCGCCUCCACCAUUACAGAGCCUGCCUGGAGGACCAUGUUCUCCUCCCCAUGUGCUGCCAUUUGGAUUGAAGCCUAAAAAACAGUUUAAACCUGAGACCACUAUGAAAAGACUCAAUUGGUCAAAGAUUAGACCACACGAAAUGAAUGAGAACUGUUUUUGGUUAACAGCAAAUGAUGGAAAGUAUGAAUGUACUGAUCUGCUGUGUAAACUGGAGCUCACAUUUUGUUGUCAAAAGAAAGUAAAGAAAGAUGAAGAUCUUGAAGAGAAUAAAUGUAUUAAAAGACGAAUCAAGGAACUCAAAAUUUUGGAUCCAAAAACUGCUCAAAACCUUUCUAUUUUCCUAGGUUCUUUCCGGGUGCCUUACGAGGAAAUCAAAAUUAUGAUACUGGAAAUAGAUGAAACCCAGCUCUCAGAGUCCAUUCUUCAGAAUUUAAUUAAGUAUCUUCCUGACCCAAAACAACUUGGUGAAUUAUCCAAGUUGAAAAGUGAAUAUAACAACUUGUCUGAGCCAGAGCAGUUUGCAAUUGUGAUGAGUGGCGUGAAGAGGCUGCAGCCACGCUUGAGUGCUAUCCUUUUCAAGCUCCAGUUUGAGGAACAGGUGAACAACAUCAAACCUGACAUCAUGGCUGUCAGUGCUGCCUGCGAAGAGAUAAAGAAGAGCAAAAGCUUCAGCAAGCUGUUGGAACUGGUGUUGCUAGUGGGGAAUUACAUGAAUGCAGGAUCUCGGAAUGCGCAGACCUUUGGAUUUAACCUCAGCUCCUUAUGUAAACUAAAGGACACUAAAUCUGUUGAUCAGAAAACUACAUUGCUUCAUUUUCUGGUUGAAAUAUGUGAAGAGAAAUACCCUGAUGUCCUGAGGUUUGUUGAAGAUUUACAGCAUUUAGAUAAAGCAAGCAGAGUUUCAGCAGAAAGCUUGGAGAAGAGCUUAAAGCAGAUGGAAAGGCAGCUUAAGCAACUUGAGAAGGAUUUGGAGACCUUUCACCUUCCUGAGGAUAUUCAUGACAAAUUUGUGACAAAGAUGUCCGUCUUUGCAAUUCAAGCAAAGGAACAGUUCCAGAAACUUUCUAGGAUGCAUGAUAACAUGGGAAAACUAUAUCAAAAUGUUAUGGGAUAUUAUGCCCUUGAUUUGAAGAAGGUUUCAGUGGAAGAAUUUCUAACUGACUUGAACAAUUUCAGGACAGAGAUCAUGCAAGCCACAAAGGAGAACAUGAGGAGAAGAGAAGCCGAAGAGAAGCAUAGACGUGCUAAAAUAGCCCAGGAAAAGGCAGAAAAAGAGAAGCUAGAAAGACGAGAGAAGAAAAAACACUUACUAGAAAUGAACACAGAGGGUGAUGAGACAGGAGUGAUGGACAGCCUGCUGGAGGCCUUGCAAUCAGGGGCUGCUUUCCGAGACCGGAGAAAACGGGCAACACGGUCUAAAGAUACGAUACAGAAUCACAGCCCACCGUCUCAGAGGCCUGUUCUGAAAGCUUGUAACCAUGAAAAUCAGGUGGCAACAACAGAAAAGUUACAUUCACACAACAGUACGAAUGUAUUGUUGGCAAGGAAUCAGCUGAGCAAGGAGCAUAACCAUGGGAUGGAAGCCAGUUCAUCUGCAGAAAAGAGGAAAGCCGUUGGGAAGAAGGAUAUCAAUCAUGGUGGAAGCAGCAAAGAGAAGGAAAUAGAGCUUGCUGGAUGUUCUUCCAAACAAGAAGCGAUUCCUGAAGUGGAGGCUCUGCUUGCACGAUUACGAGCACUGUAAAUUCUUUCACCAGUAUAACAUUAGGACAGCCCUUUCAAACACUCAGAAAAAGGAUAUGCUUGCUUAUAGUUGAAGAUUCUGAUAGGGAGUUUUCAAACACGUGUUAUCCACCUGCAUUCUGAAAUGACACCAUCUUAGAAGACUGUACCAUGUACUUUUUCUGAAUGUUUGAAUCAUCAACAUGAGUAAGACAUUCUUGUCUGUUAUUUAUUUAGAAUAUAUUCCUUUUCAUGACGCACAUAUUAUAUAUUCAUGAUGCACACAUAUUAUAUAUUCAGUAUUAUACUUUAGGAAAAGUACAAACUCAUCAUGUCUUCUGCCCAAAUAUAAAAUAGUUCCUUAUGUAACUGUAAUGUGGAAGAGCUACUGGAUGGGAGGCAAUUCAAUCAUGAUAUAAAUGAAAAGGGAUACAUUUUCUUGACUCAGAUCUUCACUGUGUGCUGUACUUUAUAAAACAAUUUUAUGCUAUUGUUGGAUUUUUUUCAAAUCCAAGACAAAAUAUGUAUAUUCUAUGUGUAUUUCUAGAAAUUUCAACAAAAUGUGCAAUACAAUAUUGUACUCUAAUGAAUGUAUUUUAUAGUUAUAUUGCAAUUGCUUGUCAGAUGAACAUAUUUAUGCUAAAAUUACUUCUGUAUUAUAAAAUGUAUGUC
This is a messenger RNA of Eublepharis macularius, 3972 nucleotides long. RefSeq names its product diaphanous related formin 3 (gene DIAPH3). Gene Ontology annotation, biological process: actin cytoskeleton organization; actin filament polymerization. The coding region runs from base 92 to 3322 and encodes 1076 amino acids. The transcript has 26 exons. Gene Ontology annotation, molecular function: actin binding; small GTPase binding; microtubule binding. NCBI's taxonomy places the organism in Eukaryota, Metazoa, Chordata, Lepidosauria, Squamata, Eublepharidae. Gene Ontology annotation, cellular component: actin filament; cytoplasm. The record is from RefSeq and is a predicted model, not a curated record.